Rotaria sp. Silwood1 is the source of this 462-nucleotide messenger RNA. The record is from the annotation of a GenBank genome assembly. NCBI's taxonomy places the organism in Eukaryota, Metazoa, Rotifera, Eurotatoria, Philodinida, Philodinidae.
AUGUUUGAUGAUAAUAUUGAUUUUUUUUGCUGUUUAAAAGUACCAAAAUUAGAAUAUUUUAUAUUGAAGAGUGCUGUUGUCGAUGACUUAGAAUUUGUUUGUUUAAAAUGGCUUCUUAAUAAUAUUAAUUAUGUUAAAAAACUUCAAAUUGAUUUAUGUAGUAGAGUUGUAUGGAGAUCAGAUCAAAUGAUAUGGAAAUCUUUAAUUGAUGCAAAUUUUAUUCGCCAAUAUUGUUUACCUGAUCAAAUAGUUAAUUUAGAAGAUUUUCGUUUUUAUAUUCGUGCAAAUUGUCAAUUAUCAUCAUAUGAUAUUGAAAAAAUAAUAAAUUCUUUUAAAAUUAACUCUUUUUUUAUUUCCCAUCAAUGGACAAAUGUGAAAUGUUUUUAUAAUGAAGGUGCAUCAUAUCAACAUAUAUUUUCUUCUAUUCUUGAUAAAUAUCAAUGCUUUGAUCAUUUAUUGUAA